AUGGCAAUUACCUACAUCAGUCCCCGAAAGCUGAAGAAAUAUUACAUAGAUCCGUCCUGUGACGCCAAAUUUGACCAGCAAUUCGACGGGUUCGUUCGAGAGGCCAUGGAGUAUGCCCGCCGAGCCGUGAAUAGGCUCACAUCCUCCUCCGACUUAGAUUUUGCCCGGGUCUACGAGACUCUCUUCAAAAUGCCAAAGUCCGAAAGGCAAAGGUUCAACUGGGCAAACGACUUCCGACUGAUGAACCCCCACAGUGCCUCGGUCCGAAUGACAGCUUAUGAACAUGUCGUCGGCGUAUUGAGAGACUUUGGUACAAACUGGAGAAAGACUCCCAACCAUUGGGAAGCAGAUGUACGGUUUCACUGCGACGCUCAAACCCGCUUCAUCCCCAUACACCACUCCAGCUCCUCCUCCUCCCCUCGUGCUCUCACCUACCUCGACCCCACAAAUUCAGUCUUCAACACCGGCUCCUUCCCCUCCAACCUCACCCGCCACGCCUUCACUUCCUACGAACUUUCUACCGAGGGCGCAAACGGACAAGUCCAUAACCUAUUUGGUCUCACCGGCAUCCAAGGUCACUCCAACGUCCAAAACCCAGCCAGAGUCGUGAUCGACCUGGGCCAAGAAACAUGGGAGGCCUUCUCGGACAGCACAAGAAGGGCAAAGAAAACUUCUACCAGAUACCAUGACAACGCCAGUGUGUCGGACCCCCUGUUGCUAAAGUACCUCUACAAAAGUAAGGUGGAUGAUGAUGUCUCGCAAUGGUCGGUGCCGAGAAUCAUCUUCCAAGAGAUGAUGCAUUGUCGAUACUACGGCCUUUACGAUGCAAAUGCAAAUGCAAGUGCUACAUGUACAGUGGGCUCCUGGCAGUCGUGCAUGGAUGUCUGCUGGGGAGGACCGACUUGCGUGGUCAAUAAUGCGGAGAGCUACGCGAUGUUGGGCCUCAUGGCUUGGCUGGCUGAUAUAAGACCUGACGAUGAGGAGACGGGCGGGUAUACAUUGUCGCGCGAGGAUGAAGGGGAGAGGAUCAAGGGAGUGGUGCGCUUCUAUUCGGAUAUUACUGCCUAA
Molecule: messenger RNA, 1068 nt
Organism: Neurospora hispaniola
Lineage: Eukaryota; Fungi; Ascomycota; Sordariomycetes; Sordariales; Sordariaceae
Exons: 3
Coding region: 1-1068 (355 amino acids)
Source: RefSeq, a predicted model, not a curated record